UUUUAAUCCUUCUCUCUCUCUAUUCUCUCUCUCCUUUUCACUCUUUUCUCUCUCUCCAUCCCUUUCUCUCUCUAAAACACAUUGAUACCAAAAACACCCGAAUCGAGUCUUGUUCAUUCACUGUGUCUCUAUUUCUAUUUCUCCUUCACUCUCCCGCAGCGCCAUGAUUCCCGCCAACCUAUUUCAUCCGUUUGGCACUUUUUAAAACCCUAAUCUUUAACCGUCUUUCCCAUUUCAUCACUCUAGAUAACAGAAGAAAGAAAAGGAGAAACGAGGGUCUGGAUUUAUGUCCCUCAAUCAAUCCAGGUCUGACAGGAGCGAGGCCCAGUUAAGGAAGCCUGGUCGAUCCGGAAGCUCCGGUCAGCAGAGGAACUUCUCAAGUGGUGGUGGGAAGGGCGGCGGUGGGACCGCCCCUCCACCCUCUUCUUCGAGUAACUUAUCUUCUUCGUUGUCUUCGAAUCGAAGUUUUAAGAAGUCUAGCAAUGGACACGGAGGUCAAUCUAGGGUGAGCGCGGGAAGUGCAAAUUUAGAAUCCAAUGCUUCUGCUGACCGUCCAGUGCAGAAUGGGGCCUGCGUACAACCCCCAUUACAUGGUGUGCAAGAUGCACCAGUUUCAAGUGCUCCCUCGAAGUCUACUGACUCGUCUAUUUCAAGAAGUACCCGAACUGCACCUGUGCCAAAGGUUCCAUCAUCUCAAACGGUGGCUUCUGGAGGUUCCGAUUCAAAUGCACCGAAAACACCUGCCAAAGAUGUGUCUAGGACAUUCCCCCUUCAAUUUGGGUCCAUAAGUCCUGGUUUUAUGAAUGGGAUGCAGAUACCUGCUCGAACAAGCUCAGCUCCCCCAAAUUUGGAUGAGCAGAAAAGAGACCAGGCACGGCAUGAUUCUUUUAGAGCUGCUCCUACGAUGCCAAUUCCUUCUGUUCCUAAGCAGCAAGCGAGGAAGGACGUGGGUAGCGYUGGCCAGUCAAAAGCUGGGGAGUCCCAUCCCUCUUCCCAGAUCAAAAGGGAAAUGCAUGCUCAGGUUCCAUCUGCACCUGCUACCGUGGCAACACAGAAAUCUUCUAUUCUUCCCAUGACUGGAAUGUCUAUGCCAAUGCCAUUUCAACAGCAACAAGUUCCUAUACAAUUUGGUGGACCCAAUCAACAAAUUCAGACACAGGGUUUGUCCACUACUUCAUUGCAAAUGCCAAUGACCUUACCAGUUGGAAAUGCCUCUCAAGUGCAACAACAGGUGUUUGUUCCAAGCCUUCAAUCUCAUCCAUUGCAGCCUCAAGGGAUAAUGCAUCAAGGCCAGAGCCUUGCUUUCACUCCUCCGAUGGGUCAUCAGCUAGCUCCUCCGUUGAGCAGUAUGGGAAUUGCGAUUACCCCUCAAUUCACACAACAGCAAGCUGGAAAAUUUGGUAGUACUCGUAAAGCUGUUAAGAUUACUAAUCCUGUAACUCAUGAGGAGUUGAGGCUUGAUAAAAGGACAGAUUCUUAUUUAGAUGGUGGGUCAUCAGGCUCAAGGUCUCAUCCUAAUGUUACACCUCAAUCCCAGCCCAUUCCGUCUUUUAAUCCUCCUCACCAAAUAAACUACUAUUCUGCAAUGCCACCUAAUUCUUACAAUCCCAUCUUCUUCCCUACUCAAACAUCUCUUCCUCUAUCAACUAGUCAGAUGACUUCUGGUUCUCCAGGAACGAGAUAUAACUAUACAGUUGGUCAGGGUCCACAAACUGUUUCAUUUAUGAACACUUCUGGUCUUAAUUCUACUAAGAUUUCCCCCCCGAUGCAGAACACUACUGAACCAACAAAGUUGGAAUAUGCUCAUGAUACUGUUAUAUUAACAUCGUCUGCUCCAUCAGCUCCAGUUCCAGUGACAGUAAAGCCAUCUUCUCGUCCACUUGGGGAAAAGGUUGGAUCAUCUUCAACUGUAGUUGGCAAAAGUGAAACACCAAAAAUUUCCAUUACUUCACCUGUUGUAGGAAAAUCUGAAUCAUCAAAACCUUCGAGACUACCAAUAGAAGCUAGGUCAGUUCAUCCAGAAAGGGACUUAGAUGGUAGUUUGGAGAACUCCAUUCAGCAGAAACCACUUUCUUCUGCUACUGCUGCCUCUCCUGAGGAAUCCUUGUCCACUAUGACCAAUACUGAAGGCAAAGGAAAAGAGACCAUUAGAAGGUCAGACUCUAUCAAGGACCAUCAAAAGAGACAGAGCAAGAAAGACAUGCGACAUUCUCAACCCCAAAAUCAGGUGCAGGCAGAUGCCUCUGAUUUUGCUAGUAUCUCAGAGUCCUCUUCAUCAAGGAUUUCUGGGGAAGUUUCCCAACACCCUAAGGAUAUUCAAUCUCCUCCUUCAGAAGUUGGUGGAUCAUAUUUGAGUUCUUCUUCUUUGCCAUUAGAUGACCGUAGUAUUUUGAGGGAUGGAGUUUCUGAAACUGUAGGAGGUAAAGUAGAAACUCAAACUUUAUCAGAAUCCUCUGGAGAAUUAUUAGACACAGUACGGGAACAGGUGCCUGAUAGUUAUGCAGGGAAUGUUGAUGCUUCUGAAUCAAUGAUAAGUAGUGUUCGAAUUGGUGAGGGAUCAUCCUAUGAACCAUUGGACACAUCUGGUGUUGGCACUGAAUUACCUGAAGUGACCAAACAAGGUAACAACAAUUUUGAAACUCACGCAGGAUAUAGUUCUUCAGAAUCCCUGGAAACAACUAAACAAACUGAGCAGAAGGGUUCCAGUUUGAAAGAAACAAAUCUUGGUACUGAAAUUGGGUCUAAUACUGGGCAGGAGUUAAAGGAAGAUUCAUCAAAGUGUGUUUUGGAAUCUGGUAGAACAACUGAUAAUUUAGUACAAACUUCAGCAACAACGUCUGAUUCCAUCAAUGUUGAAACAACCACUACUAGUGUUGCCUCAUCAACAGUUUCUCAUGAAGAUAGCUUUUCAACUUUGGAUUCCUCUUCAACUAGAGGUGAACGUGUCAAUCGUCAAGGUGAUUCUGCAACAGAUUCUGGUACAUCCCACCUGGAACAAGCUCCUAUUCCAACUCAAGUUUCCUCUGAAGUGACUGCAAAACUUGAACGAAAGGAUAUUGAGAAUACAAAUGGUGGCCCAGUUUAUGCUGUAGUUUCAGGCUCCAAGGAUAAACCUGUUAUAGAAUUGAAUAGGGUCAAGAGUAUUACUAAGGGGAAGAAAAAGAGAAGAGAGAUUCUUAAGAUAGCAGAUGCUGCUGGGACAACUUCUGAUCUCUACAUGGCAUAUAAGGGUCCAGAAGAAAAGCAAGAAACUUCUGUUUCUUCAGAGACUGCAGACAGUACUCCCAGUGUUUAUUUGAAGCAGGCACAUGCAGGAGAUGGCACUGAGAAGGAUGCUAUAGCACAUGAAGAAGAUGGACAAAGUAAAGCUGAACCAGAUGAUUGGGAAGAUGCAGCGGACAUAUCCACACCCAAACUGAAAACCUCAGAUAGUGGGAAGCUUGUUUGUGGUGGUUCAAUGCAUCAAGAGGAAGAUGGAAAUGAUGUUAUGGGAAAAAAGAAAUAUUCUAGAGAUUUUCUAUUGACAUUUUCAGAGCAAUGUAAAGAUCUUCCUGUAGGUUUUGAAAUUGGAUCUGAUGUAGCUGAUGCUUUGUUGUGUGUUCCUGUUGGUACAGCCCACAUUAUUGAUCGUGAGUCAUAUCAGGGUUUUGGAAGAAUUAUAGAUAGGUCUUCUGGAGGACCGAAGCCUGAUCGUCGUGGAAGUGUUAUGGGAGAUGAUGACAAAUGGAGCAAGUCACCUGGUCCUUUCUCAUCAGGAAGAGACAUGCGCUUGGAUGUUGCUCCUGGAAGUGCUGCUGGAAAUUUUCGACCAGGUCAAGGCGGCGUUCACGGUGUUUUAAGGAACCCACGUGGCCAACCUUCCCCUCAGUAUGUUGGUGGAAUUCUCUCCGGUCCAAUGCAGUCUUUUGCACCUCAGGGAGGGAUGCAACGUAACAGUCCUGAUGCUGAUAGGUGGCAGCGUGCAACUGGUAUUCAAAAGGGUUUGAUUCCUUCACCUCAGACUCCUUUACAGGUAAUGCACAAAGCUCAGAAGAAGUAUGAGGUGGGUAAAGUGUCCGAUGAAGAAGACCGCAAGCAUAGACAAUUAAAAGCUAUACUUAACAAGCUAACCCCCCAAAACUUUGAAAAGCUUUUUGAGCAAGUCAAAGAAGUUAAUAUUGACAAUGCAGUCACACUUAGUGGUGUCAUCUCACAGAUCUUUGAUAAGGCCCUCAUGGAACCAACUUUCUGUGAAAUGUAUGCAAACUUCUGUUAUCAUCUUGCUGGUGAGUUGCCUGAUUUCAGUGAGGACAAUGAAAAGAUCACCUUUAAGAGAUUGCUUCUUAACAAGUGCCAAGAGGAAUUUGAGAGAGGGGAAAGGGAACAGGCAGAAGCUGAUAAAGUUGGGGAAGGUAAUGCUAAACUAUCUGAAGAGGAGAGGGAGGAGAAAAGGAUUCAGGCACGAAGACGGAUGCUUGGUAAUAUAAGAUUGAUUGGAGAGUUGUAUAAGAAGAAGAUGUUGACUGAGAGAAUAAUGCAUGAGUGCAUCAAGAAAUUACUUGGUCAACAUCAGAAUCCUGAUGAGGAAGAUGUUGAAGCUUUAUGCAAACUAAUGAGCACAAUUGGGGAAAUGAUAGAUCAUGCUAAGGCCAAGGAACAUAUGGAUGCAUAUUUUGACAUGAUGAUACAGCUGUCAAACAACAUGAAGCUAUCGUCUAGAGUGAGAUUCAUGUUGAAGGAUGCGAUUGAUCUGAGGAAGAACAAAUGGCAACAGAGGAGAAAAGUUGAGGGACCAAAGAAGAUUGAGGAAGUGCACAGGGAUGCAGCCCAAGAAAGACAUGCACAAUCUAGUAGACUUGCUCGUGGUGGUUCAGGAAUUAGUUCUUCAGGAAGAAGGGGGCAACCCAUGGAUUUUGGCCCACGAGGGUCAACCUUGUCUCCAAAUGCUCAAAUGGGUGGUUUCCGAGCAUUGCCAGUUCAGAAUCGUGGAUAUGGUGCCCAAGAUGUUCGGUCGGAGGAUAAGCAUCCAUAUGAAAGCAGGACAUUGUCAGUUCCUUUGUCACAAAGGCAGAUGGAUGAUGACUCUAUCACUCUUGGUCCCCAAGGUGGUCUUGCAAGGGUUAUGUCUAUCAGAGGACAGCCACUGAUUUCCAGUGUUCCAGUGCCUGAUAUUCUUCCUAGUUCUGGUGACUCCAGAAGAACGGCAGCUGGUCCAAAUGGUUAUGGUCCUGUAUCUGAGUGGACAAAUUAUAAUUUGAGGGAGGAACUCAUGCCAAGAUACAUUUCAGACAGGUUCAUGGGACCACCUGCUUAUGACCAAACAAGUUCACAAGAACGCAAUGCAUAUUCAGGGAAUCGGGAGUUAAGACCACUGGAGCGUUCAUUUGAUAGAUCUGCAGCACCUGCCACACAAAUGUCAGCAUCUUCUGCUGGCUCACAAGCUUCAGAAAAAGUGUGGCCUGAAGAACGUCUUCGAGACAUGUCCAUUGCAGCAAUUAGAGAGUUUUACAGUGCCAAGGAUGAGAAAGAGGUGGCUUUAUGCAUCAAGGACCUGAAUGCCCCAAGCUUCUAUCCAUCAAUGAUUUCAAUCUGGGUUACAGAUUCUUUUGAGAGAAAAGAUAUGGAGAGGGAUCUUUUAGCCAAGCUUCUGGUGAACCUCACCAAGCCUCGGGACGGCUUAUUGACUCAACUUCAACUAAUCAGAGGGUUCGAAUCUGUUCUGGCAACCCUGGAGGACUACAUUACGGAUGCCCCAAAAGCAGCUGAGUUUCUUGGUCGCAUCCUUGCCAAAGCGAUCUUAGAGAACGUAAUUCCGUUGAGAGAGGUUGGACGGCUAAUACAUGAAGGCGGAGAAGAACCAGGGCGCCUUCUGGAGAUUGGUCUUGCGUCAGAGGUUCUUGGCUGCACCCUUGAGAUAAUGAAAGUAGAGAAAGGAGAGUCGAUCUUGAAUGAGAUCCGAUCCAAUUUACGGUUAGAGGAUUUUCGACCCCCAGAUCCAAAAAAAUUAAGUAAAAAGUUGGAUGCAUUUCUUUAGAGGAGGACGGUGACGACGGUACCAACCAUUGUAAAAAUGGCAAGAAGAAAUCCAUGUCUAGGCUCUAGGGGCCUUCUGGGUUUUGCUCGGGGGUAUAUAUUUGGAUCAAUUCUUCGCCAUGGCCUAUUAUUAUUAUUAUUUUUCUUCAAUAGUUCUCUUAAAUGGCCAAGGUCCAAUUGAGCAUACAAAAUGGUGGCAGGUGGCGUGGCUUUACUUCACAUAUAUAGUUUUCUUUUCUUUUCUUAAACCAACCAAUAGAUUAUAGAAUACACUAGCACCUUGACGACUGCUGCAUUUUUGCUUACGCAAGUAUGCCAUUUGGGUUUUGAGA
This is a messenger RNA of Nelumbo nucifera (sacred lotus), 6344 nucleotides long. RefSeq names its product eukaryotic translation initiation factor 4G-like. Gene Ontology annotation, molecular function: protein binding; mRNA binding; translation initiation factor activity. Lineage: Eukaryota; Viridiplantae; Streptophyta; Magnoliopsida; Proteales; Nelumbonaceae. The record is from RefSeq and is a predicted model, not a curated record. Gene Ontology annotation, cellular component: eukaryotic translation initiation factor 4F complex.